Molecule: messenger RNA, 1737 nt
Organism: Penicillium robsamsonii
Lineage: Eukaryota; Fungi; Ascomycota; Eurotiomycetes; Eurotiales; Aspergillaceae
Product: FAD-dependent oxidoreductase
Exons: 3
Coding region: 1-1737 (578 amino acids)
Molecular function (GO): oxidoreductase activity; FAD binding
Source: RefSeq, a predicted model, not a curated record
AUGGCCAGCCACUGUCUCGCAUGGAGACAGAGCCGCCUCCUUCUUAUCGCGACUGUCGUUUUUGGCCUUUCAAUGGAAAACCACACAACCUCGCCGGCCUGCCGUUGCAUGCUGCAAGAUCCCUGCUGGCCUGAAAACCAAAUAUGGGCUCGAUUCAACGAAACAGUGGACGGACAGUUGAUUGCGACAGUCCCGAUCGCUAGCGUCUGUCACAUCGACUCGUUCACCACGUACAAUGAAUCGCAAUGCGCCCAACUCCAGUCCGAUUGGGGCUUCCCAGCUACACACUAUGAAAGCCCCUCAUCAGUCAUGGCCCCCAUCUUCACAAAUCUAAGCUGCGAUCCCUUCUCGUCGAAAACUUCACCAUGCACGAUCGGGAAUUACGUCCAGUACAGCGUAAAGGCCACAACCGCCGCACACGUCCAGAAUACAAUUCAUUUUGCAGCUCGUCACAACAUCCGCCUUGUCAUCCGCAAUACAGGACACGACCUACUUGGGAGGUCGACUGGAGCUGGAGGCCUUGCGAUCUGGAUGCAUAGCAUGAAAGAUAUUUUCAUCGUGGACUACAGCUCACCGCACUAUUCAGGCAAAGCGAUAAAGGUGGGAGCUGGGGUUCAGUCAUUUGAAGGCAGUGACGCGGCUCAUAGCGCUGGACUUGUUAUCGUGAGCGGCAGCUGUUCAACGAUCGGGCUGGCUGGGGGAUAUUCGCAAGGCGGCGGGCAUGGCCAACUGGUGUCCCAUGUAGGGCUGGCCGCUGACCAGGUCCUAGCAUGGGAGGUUGUUCUUGCAAAUGGGGAUCUGGUAACCGCUUCUCCAACAGAUUAUCGAGAUCUCUACUGGGCUCUGGCGGGCGGAGGUGGAGGAACGUACGGCGUGGUGGUGUCGAUGACUAGCAAGGCUUACCCUGAGCUGCCGACGACAUCGGGUAACCUUUCAUUCUCCGACACAGGUGUAUCGCGAGAUACAUUCUUUGCAGCGGUUGAGAUGUUCGUAUCGAUUCUUCCCUCGAUCGGGGACGCUGGAGGUGCGGGUGUUUGGUGGUUAAGUAACACCACACUGGCAAUGACGCCUACUACCAUUCCCGGUGGCACAUCAACACUUUUCGAUUCUCUUUUUAGUCCCUUAAUUGUAUUCCUCCAACAAAACAACAUACAGCACACAUAUUAUGUGGACGAUUUCCCGACGUACUACGACGCAUUCCAGACGAUGAGCCCACCGGACAACAUCACUGACCAACUUCUCGGUGGCCGCCUAAUUCCAAGAUCUGUAGUUGAGCAGAAUCUGACAGAUCUAACUACCACAUUCCGUGAUAUUGUGGAAAGGAAUACCGGAUUGCUCAUAUCAGGAAUCACGGUCAACUCUUCUCGAGUUCCAUAUCCUGACAACAGUGUUAAUCCAGCCUGGCGAGAUGCGCUGAUGAAUGUUGUCAUUGGAGCGACGUUCGACUAUGCUGACUGGGAUGGCGAUAUCGCUAGCCAGCAGCUCAUUACCGAUGUUCUUAUGCCCCCGCUAGAAGGAUUGACACCUGGAAGCGGCGCAUAUUUGAAUGAAGCCGAUCCAAAUCAAAGAGAUUGGCAGCAGGUGCUUCAUGGGGAUAACUAUGAUGAUUUACUAGGAAUUAAGAGAAAAUAUGAUCCCGACAGCAGGUUUUACGCUUUCAAGGCUGUGGGUAGUGAGGGUUGGACAGUGACUGAGAAUGGUCGCUUGUGCAGAUCGCAAAGUUAUCAGAAGGGAUGA